GAAAUCUUCGACUGGGAGUUCUUCGACUGUUCUGAAAUUUGCGAAUCUUGUUGAUUUAACUGUGAUGAUUUGUGUUUUUAAAAACUGAUGUGCAUCUCCGAAGUCUUCCACUGCUUGGGAGUUGUCCGAAUAUUAUGAAUUCUGUGAAUGGAGGAAGAUUUCUAUAAAAUGAUUUCGGUGCAAUUUUUUGAAACCUCGUUCAACAUUAGAGUAGGUUCCCCCAACUGGAUGGGGAACAAGAAUGGCUAACAGACUUGAUAAGCAUCAUUCCCCUUUUGGAUGAUAGCUAGGAAAAAAUGCAAGAAAAUUGUAUUAAAUUUAACUUCAGUUUUCCAUCCCUGUGACUUUGCCUUUUGCGCGUGACCAUUCGCGAGGAAAUCACGUUUAAAUACACAAAUUCGUUUGGUGUCAAUCUGCUUCGAGGUCAGACCAUACAGGGGAAGACCACAAAAGAAUGGAGAUUCAACACUUCAGCCACCAUCAUCCCUUGAUACUCAGAUCAGUACAUCCCCGCCAAAUUUAUGGAAUUAAGUGCUCCGCAUGCAGCCGAUCCUGCUUGGACCUGAUAUAUAGCUGCAGAGAAUGUGAAGACUUCCAUCUACAUAAAUCUUGUGCUGAAUUGCCCCCAAAGAUUACUCACCAUCCGUUUCAUCCUUUCCAUCCUCUGCCUUUGGUGCUCAAUUCACCAAGAUACGCUUGCUGCGGCUGCGGCAAAUGGGACAGCGGGCUUCUCUAUUUGUGCAAGGACUGUAAUUUCACCCUGAGUCCCGAUUGUGCUGUCAAGCCUACCACAAGAUAUGAGUUUGUGGGACCGGGGAAAAUUCAACAUUUCUUGCACAAGCACCCCUUGGCUCUCGUGGAAGAGGAUGAUAAUGUUCUAUGCUUAGCAUGUGAGAAAUACUGCCCGAGUGAGAGCUAUUCCUGCCAUCACUGCCCGUCCUUCAAAAUUCACAGAACAUGUGCUGAGCAAUUGCCACGGGCAAUCCAACAUUUCUCACAUCCACUACAUCCUCUCAUCCUCCGAGCCAAGGAUUCCCGCUUUGAUCAACCAUGUGUUGCGUGUUACAGAUCGGACAACGUCUUGACCUACCGCUGUAGCAUGUGCCGCAUCGAGAUGGAUCCUAAAUGUGCUCUCGUACCCACCCAGUAUCUGCAACUUGGCAACUGAAACUUGGAUACACCCUUUCAAUUAAGCUUGACUUUACCUGAUGGGAGUUAAACGGGAUCGUGGAUGCUUCCAGAAUUGCUUACCUCCAGUUUCUACAUUCCACAGUGCAGAAUUCUCAAUGAUGCUUCCCCCCUAAAGUCUCAUGGUUCGCAUCCAUCUGAUUUUCAUGUGCAUUGUAAUUUCCUUUCUCGUGCAGGGUAGAUGUAAUCCUUGCUUUUGCUAGGUAAUUUGUUGUACUUUUAACAAACUUUCAUCUGCUGUUCUCUGGAAACAUUGAAAGUAAUGGUCUGUAAACGGGGUAACCUCACGGUAUUAUCAUUUCCUAUCA
Messenger RNA from Syzygium oleosum, 1496 nucleotides. Its product is annotated as protein VACUOLELESS GAMETOPHYTES-like. The transcript has a single exon. NCBI's taxonomy places the organism in Eukaryota, Viridiplantae, Streptophyta, Magnoliopsida, Myrtales, Myrtaceae. Bases 455 to 1168 code for a protein of 237 amino acids. The record is from RefSeq and is a predicted model, not a curated record.